Messenger RNA from Adineta steineri, 1118 nucleotides. The record is from the annotation of a GenBank genome assembly. Lineage: Eukaryota; Metazoa; Rotifera; Eurotatoria; Adinetida; Adinetidae.
AUGUCAUCAUUUGUAUUACGUCGUCUUGCUAUAACAUGUCGUCCGAUUUAUAAUCGACGUACAAUUACUACUAGCUCACCGCUUCUCAACGAUCCAAAUCAACAAAAUAGUAGUGCAGCAAGUGCAACUGAUGCUCCACGAACCAUAACUCUCAUUCCAGGUGAUGGUAUUGGUCCAGAAAUUUCCGCUAGUGUCCAAAAAAUCUUUGAAGCCGCAGGUGUACCACUCGCUUGGGAGUCAGUGGAUGUAACACCUGUUAGAUCGCCUGAUGGAAAAUUUCGCAUUCCACUUCGAGCCAUUGAAUCAGUAACAAAAAAUCGUAUCGGUCUCAAAGGACCAUUAGCAACACCGGUUGGCAAAGGACAUCAAUCUCUUAAUCUUGCUCUACGUAAACAAUUUAAUUUAUUUGCCAACGUACGACCAUGUAAAACUCUUGAAGGUUAUGCAACACCCUAUACAAAUGUUGAUCUCGUUACAAUACGUGAAAAUACAGAAGGUGAAUAUUCAGGUAUUGAACAUACAAUUGUACCAGGUGUUGUUCAAAGUAUUAAACUUAUUACUGAACAUGCAUCAUUACGUGUAUGUGAAUAUGCAUUUCUCUAUGCCAAAACACAUAAACGAGAAAAAGUAACAGUUGUUCAUAAAGCAAAUAUUAUGCGACUUUCUGAUGGUUUAUUUUUAAAAAGUGCUCGCGAAGUUGCUGAAAAAUAUCCCGAAAUUAAAUUUGAAGAAAUGUAUCUUGAUACAGUUUGUUUAAAGAUGGUUCAAGAUCCAACUCAAUUUGAUUGUUUAGUUAUGCCAAAUUUAUAUGGUGAUAUUUUAAGUGAUCUUUGUGCUGGCUUAAUUGGUGGAUUAGGUUUAACACCAAGUGGUAAUAUUGGUGAAAAUGGUGCUGCUAUUUUUGAAGCUGUUCAUGGUACAGCACCAGAUAUUGCUGGACAAGAUAAAGCAAAUCCAACGGCAUUACUUUUAAGUUCAGUUAUGAUGUUAAGACAUUUACAUAUGUUCGAUAAAGCUGAUCGUAUUGAAAAGGCUUGUUUUGAUACAAUUCGAGAUGGAAAAGCACUCACCGGUGAUUUAGGUGGUAAAACGAAAUGUUCCGAAUAUACAGCUGAAAU